This is a messenger RNA of Tupaia belangeri chinensis (Chinese tree shrew), 217 nucleotides long. It is a transcript of the gene NICOL1, whose product is annotated as NELL2 interacting cell ontogeny regulator 1. The record is from RefSeq and is a predicted model, not a curated record. NCBI's taxonomy places the organism in Eukaryota, Metazoa, Chordata, Mammalia, Scandentia, Tupaiidae. The transcript has 2 exons. The annotation marks the transcript as partial.
CCCGUUCCCCGCUCAGGCCGCCCGUGCGUUGACUGCCACGCGUUCGAGUUCAUGCAGCGCGCCCUGCAGGACCUGCGGAAGACGGCCUACAGCCUGGACGCGAGGACGGAGACCCUCCUGCUGCAGGCCGAGCGCCGGGCCCUGUGUGCCUGCUGGCCAGCUGGGCGCUGAGGACCCUCAGCCAGCGCUGUUCCUGUCAAUAAAUACCUGGCCCGCA